Melanotaenia boesemani (Boeseman's rainbowfish) is the source of this 2577-nucleotide messenger RNA. It is a transcript of the gene b3gnt7l, whose product is annotated as UDP-GlcNAc:betaGal beta-1,3-N-acetylglucosaminyltransferase 7, like. Gene Ontology annotation, cellular component: membrane. The record is from RefSeq and is a predicted model, not a curated record. The coding region runs from base 384 to 1607 and encodes 407 amino acids. NCBI's taxonomy places the organism in Eukaryota, Metazoa, Chordata, Actinopteri, Atheriniformes, Melanotaeniidae. Gene Ontology annotation, molecular function: hexosyltransferase activity. The transcript has a single exon.
GACACCUGAUGAGUGUGAGAAACGGAAAAAAACUUGGUCUCAGAUCGAUGUGGAUCAUCAGUGGGAGGAGAUCUUUGGGGAGGUGCGGGUGAGGCGGUGUUAUCCUGCAGCAGGUCUCUAGUCUUAGUGGAAACAAAAGGGAGUGAAAAGAUCCGGGGACAGGUUGGGAACCCUGUGUCGUUUUCUUAGAACGAAAAGCGAUGUUUGAUGACACUGAACGCAGUCAUGGGCUAAAGAGCUACGAUUUAACUCUACCCGGGACAUAACCGGUCCUUAAUGAGGAAAGACGGAGGUAGUUGGUUCCACUAGGACGCAAAGUUGUAAAACACUAUGAAGGCAAAACAUCCAGCAACUGAGGGUCCCAGAGCGCCACAGUGACAGCGAUGGAUCACCUUUUUCGGAGAAAGCGGGGCAAUUUGCUGAAGUCCCUGAUAAGCCUGUCUCUGGUUUUUGCAUCCUUUCUGAUGAUCCAUAAGCUGAAACUGUCAGAGAAACAUGCAGUUAAACAUACAAGGGAUGCGAGCUGGUGCGGCUCCGAGUGUUUUUCUUUCGGGAAAGGAGUCGUGAAAACGAGUUUGUGGCGCUCAGGCACUCCGGUUUCGAGUAACGAAACGCAGCGGGUGUCCAACGGGACUCCAGCUUUCUGGGACGCACAGGUUCUCAACUGCAGCGAGGACGCGUCGGUGAAGACCCAGGACUGGUUCCGGCGCUUGGAUCCGAGAUUUCACCAGUUUGUUCUACAUAGACACUGCAGAUACUUCCCGAUGCUCAUCAACCACCCGGAGAAAUGUGCAGACGGAGAGGUGCACCUUCUCAUGGUGAUCAAGUCUGUCAUCGAGCAGCAUGACCGACGGGAAGCUGUGCGUAAAACCUGGGGCAAGGAGCACACCGUGGAUGGAAAGAAGAUUAAAACCUUAUUUCUUCUAGGAACCCCGACCACUGGCAAAGACACUAAAAACCUCCAAAAACUAAUCGAGUACGAGGACCAGAUCUACAAGGACAUCCUGCAGUGGGACUUUAUGGACACAUUCUUCAACCUUACACUGAAAGAGGUUAACUUUCUAAAAUGGUUCAACAUCUACUGUCCAGGUGUGCAGUUUAUAUUUAAAGGAGACGAUGAUGUGUUUGUGAACACACACAACCUGCUGGAGCUCAUCGGCUUCCAAGUGGAGGAGCGCAAAGAGGCCACCUUGUUUGUGGGGGACACCAUUUCCAAGGCGAUCCCCAUCCGAAACCGACAGAGCAAAUAUUAUAUACCCAAAGAGCUGUAUGAUAAGCCGUACCCACCCUAUGUCGGAGGAGGAGGGUUUGUUAUGUCCUCUCAGCUGGCCAGGAGACUCUUCGUGGUCUCUGAGGACCUGGAGUUGUACCCUAUUGAUGAUGUGUUUUUGGGGAUGUGCCUGAAGAAGCUCACUGUGUCCCCGGAAAUGCACCCGGGCUUCAGGACAUUUGGUAUCACCAGACACAGGGUGAGCCCCAUGAACAGGGAACCCUGCUUUUAUAAAGACCUCAUCGUGGUGCACAAACUGAGCGCGCAGGAGCUGCUCAGGAUGUGGAACGUGGUGCACUACAAAGAACUGGUCUGUGCGCAAAGGACCUCCAUAUGACACGCAACCUGUCCAAACCAUUUUAAAGAUAGCCUACCCAAAAGGCAAAAUCGGAAACUAUGUUGUGUUUCUGAGUUUGCCUUUUAGAUUGAUCAAAACAUUUCAUCCAAUCUGCGUAUUAUCAGUGUUUUUGUUCAAAGAGCAUUUGAUUUCCACAGAUGGAUCUGAUCAUUCAGCACAAACAUUAUUUGAAUACAGUUUCUCAGAUGAAAUGGCACCAAACGUAGCUGAUGUGGACUGAUAAACAGGUUGGACCCAAUCUCUUAAUUCUCCGUCUGCCUUUCGUGUUUUUGGGAUUUAUCAUUGAAUGAAACCACUACAGGUCCACAGGUUGAGAAGGUACACAAGGAAGCCUUCUGAGUUCCUAAUUCACAGUGCCAUUAGAAACUGCAUUAAUCUUAAACCAAAAAAGAGAGAGAGAGAGAGAGAGAGAGAAAAGGAGACCUCGUUGUUUAAGUGUGUGAUAUACUUUUUACAUCCAGGAGUUUUCCCUGAAACAUAUAAUCAUUUUUCUUAUUUCAGGAUUUCAUUGUGACUGCAAAGUGGACUAUAUGGACUUACAGGAGAGAGCAAACAUUUGUAAUGAUUAUUCUAUGAAAUAUUCUGAAAUUGUAAAAAAGAAAUUGAGUUUUUCCCAGUUAAUAUAUUGAUUAUAUAUUUGACUUAAUUAACUAUGUAUGAUUGACAUAGGCAGGCCUAAAACCAAAGAAACCAAUGCUGUGAUACUGCAGAUUAAUGUAUAAUAGUGUGAAGAAAACAGGAAUAUGUCAGCCAGAUUUAUAAAUACAGACAGUUAUAGCACUUGUUCAACAGUAAUGACUGAACAGGACUCUAGUAAAGCUUUAGAAUAACAUCAUUGAAAGUCUCAAGCUCCAUAGUCAACUACAUUAGUAUUUUCCUUCUAAAAUAGCUACUAACUAGAUGUGGCUCACACUCAGAAACAGAUUCAAUUUGCAAUGUUCAGUUUAAU